This is a messenger RNA of Vavraia culicis subsp. floridensis, 917 nucleotides long. RefSeq lists its product as uncharacterized. The transcript has a single exon. The record is from RefSeq and is a predicted model, not a curated record. Lineage: Eukaryota; Fungi; Microsporidia; Pleistophoridae. Bases 6 to 626 code for a protein of 206 amino acids.
CCCUCAUGGUGCAAAAGAAAAGACAAUCAAAACGGCGAACUUUUAACAGGCGCAAGCGAAAAACGUUCAAAUCGACACUCAAGAAGGACAAGAAAAUACCACCAAGCAUUUUGCGCACUGAUGACUGCUUGGAAACGCUCUCAAAAAUAAGAAGGCUUGAAAAACAGCGCAAUGCCAACCAUGACGCCCAGAACAUCAGCAGACCGGUCCUGAUCAAUUCACGCGACCCGGUUUAUGUUGAAGGCGAUGUUUAUAUGGACAAUGACUCGCCGGUGUCCGUCCACUGGAAGAGUAAAAUGAAUGCAAAAGAUUUUGAUCCAACCAAAAAGUAUAGCGUGCCGAAUACACCGUACACUCUGAUUCUUGGUGGGAAAAUGCCCAACAAAGAGAAAGCAUUCCGUGUGUUGGAGGAUAUGAUUACGUUUUUGUCACCGAAGGAGGUGUGUCUGCAUUUUUGUAUACCGAUGUUUGGGAGCACAGAUGAGUUUGUGGAGGUUUUUGGCGAGGAAUACGGCCUAAAGGGAUGGAGAGAGGUGGCAGCAAAGGUGUUUGAAGAGAUAAAGAAAGAGAAAAUUUACUUUCAUAGAGAAAUCAACGGGGUUAUGAAUUUUGAGUUGCGGGCUUAGGAUAAAGCUGUUUACGACCGCUGUAUCGAUGCCUUCUGUUUGUCUAUCGUACGCGCGAUAUAACUUGUACCCGGCAUACUAUCAUGCACGACACACGGACGCCCUUAGGAUUCGGUCCAACAGCAUCUCCUGCACCGGAGAUUAUCGGUGCAGCAAUGGCAUUUUCAUGAACAUUAAAUUGCUUUCUUCUACAGUAGCGAUCUGAACAUUUUAUGAACGGUUUUCCACGACUGGUGAUGUAUUAGGAUCAUGCUAAGAUAAAGCAAGCACUAUUGUUACAUUUAAUCGUUA